Drosophila obscura is the source of this 2243-nucleotide messenger RNA. It is a transcript of the gene ort, whose product is annotated as glycine receptor subunit alpha-4. Gene Ontology annotation, biological process: chloride transmembrane transport; signal transduction; chemical synaptic transmission. The coding region runs from base 349 to 1809 and encodes 486 amino acids. The transcript is spliced from 5 exons. NCBI's taxonomy places the organism in Eukaryota, Metazoa, Arthropoda, Insecta, Diptera, Drosophilidae. Gene Ontology annotation, molecular function: extracellular ligand-gated monoatomic ion channel activity; transmembrane signaling receptor activity; neurotransmitter receptor activity. Gene Ontology annotation, cellular component: neuron projection; membrane; synapse. The record is from RefSeq and is a predicted model, not a curated record.
GUUCGAACAGCAAAGACGUUCAGAUCGGAACAAACCAAAACCAAAACCAAAAAGGGGAAAUCUUCCACCCAACAAAAUCUUAAAGUUCUUUCAAAUUAAAUAAACAGAAAUAUCUCUAGAUAUUUAUUAGUGCGAAAAUUUGUAUAAUUCGAAAGUGGUUAAAUUAAUGGCAAACAAAAUUGGUGUCGCAAUUGGUGUAUCCAUGAGAUUGUCGAGCUGAUGGUUAUGCAAUCGCUCGGAAGAUUCGACAGAUUCUAGAAAUCUAACCCAAAAUUAAGUGCUUCAGAAACUGAGGAGGUUCCAUCUCUAUCUACUGAUUGUGAAGAACCCUGAGAGUGGCUCAGCGAAAUGGUGGCACAAAUAUUCCUGCUGGUGAUUUGCUUCAUCUGCCUCAAGCAGUAUGCCAAGGGCGAAUUCCAACAAAGUCUAGAGAUCACAGACAUCAUGCCGGAGGACAUCAAACGCUACGACAAAAUGCGACCGCCCAAAAAGGAGGGCCAGCCCACGAUAGUCUAUUUCCAUGUGACGGUCAUGGGCCUGGACUCCAUCGAUGAGAACUCCAUGACCUACGUGGCGGAUGUGUUCUUUGCGCAGACCUGGAAGGAUCAUCGCCUGCGUCUGCCCGAGAACAUGACCCAAGAGUAUCGCCUGCUGGAGGUCGAUUGGCUGAAGAACAUGUGGCGGCCGGAUUCGUUCUUCAAGAAUGCCAAAUCGGUCACAUUCCAGACAAUGACCAUACCCAAUCACUACAUGUGGCUGUACAAGGACAAGACGAUCCUCUAUAUGGUCAAGCUGACCCUCAAGCUGUCGUGCAUCAUGAACUUUGCCAUCUAUCCGCACGACACACAGGAGUGCAAGCUGCAAAUGGAGAGCCUGUCCCACACCACGGAUGAUCUAAUCUUCCAGUGGGAUCCCACCACACCGCUGGUGGUGGACGAGAACAUAGAACUGCCCCAGGUGGCGCUGAUACGCAAUGAAACCGCGGACUGCACGCAGGUUUAUUCCACGGGCAACUUCACCUGCCUGGAGGUGGUCUUCACCCUGAAGCGGCGUCUCGUGUACUACGUUUUCAACACCUACAUACCCACCUGCAUGAUUGUGAUCAUGUCGUGGGUGUCCUUCUGGAUCAAGCCAGAGGCGGCUCCGGCCAGGGUCACCCUUGGGGUAACUUCCCUGCUCACACUGUCCACGCAACACGCCAAGUCGCAGUCCUCGCUGCCGCCUGUCUCCUACCUCAAGGCCGUGGAUGCCUUCAUGUCCGUUUGCACCGUGUUCGUGUUCAUGGCCCUCAUGGAGUACUGCCUGAUCAACAUUGUGCUGAGUGACACGCCCAUACCCAAGCCCAUUGCCUAUCCUCCCAAGCCAGUGGCCGGCGAGGGCCCAGCCAAAAAGGAUCCGGAAUCGGGUGGGGGUGGAGGUGCUGGCAAUCCGGCGGCCAGUAAGCCCACAAUGCUGCCACUGGCCGAUGAGAAGAUGGAGAAAAUUGAGAAGAUCUUCGACGAGAUGACCAAAAACAAGAGGAUUGUGACGACCACACGCCGUGUGGUGCGACCGCCCCUGGAUGCCGAUGGACCCUGGAUACCACGCCAGGAGUCGCAUAUCAUACUCACACCUGGCAUUGCUCCUCGGCCGCCGCCGCCGCCGCCGCCGUUGCCAGUGGAGCCGGAAUUGCCCAAGCCCAAGCUGACGCCCGCCCAGGAGCGUCUCAAGCGGGCGAUCUACAUCGAUCGGGCAUCGCGUGUGCUCUUCCCAGCGCUCUUUGCCAGCCUCAAUGGCAUCUAUUGGUGUGUGUUCUACGAGUAUCUGUAAUGUGAUGCUCCCCCACUGUCCCACUGUCCCCUUCUGAUCCCUCUCUGUACAUAUGCUCGCUCUUAAACGUUGAUUGUUCGCAUAUAUAUCGCAUAUAUCAGUAUCAGUAUAUCGUAUAUAUACUCGUAUAAAUAUAUCUCUUAACUGUUAAGCUUUCAGGCGCACAGAAGCUUUAAGUCGUAUGAAUUUUAAAACAUAGACAAAAAUAUUGUUGGACACACCACACACUCUGAGUAUAUUAAUAUUAAUAUUUAUUAAUUAUCAAUUAUUAUAAUCGAUGAACAAUACAAAAUUCCUGCAACAAGCUUCAAGGUUCAGAGAUUCCAGUUCCAGUGACGUUGUAGCUGCUGUAGCAUUAAGUGCAAAUCGAUCAAAUGUAAUUAAUUAAUGUCUCAACCAAACAAAUGCUUUUAAUUGUAAAUAAAUAGACAGAA